AGUGAAACACAUUUCACUAAAGUAAGUAAAAUUGGUACACAAAACGCCACCCAAGCACUGCAAAAUCGAGUGAAAAUGAACGGAAAAUGAGGUAGCAAGCACCGCCGCACGAAAACCCAUCGAGUCAGUGCACCGUUCUGUUGAAUUGUGGCGGAAAAUAGGCAAACCGACGCGGCAAGCGUGUGCGGUGUUGUUGCCGCGGGGAUUGUGUUUGUGUGUCGCGCGUGUGGUGUCGUCGGCAGUCGCGUGUACCAAUCCCGUUUUCUCACUCGAUUGUUGCCCGCCAAAAUGGGUAAGAUUAUGAAAAGUGGAAAGGUGGUACUCGUCCUCGGUGGACGGUACGCCGGUCGCAAAGCCAUCAUCAUGAAGACGUUCGAUGACGGUACGUCGGACAAGCAGUUCGGCCAGGCCCUGGUUGCCGGUAUCGACCGCUACCCACGCCGCGUGACGCGAACGAUGAGCAAGGACCGCAUCCACAAGCGUUGCAAGAUCAAGCCUUUCAUCAAGAUGCUGAACUACAACCAUCUGAUGCCGACGCGUUACAGCGUACCGGACGUCAGCCUGGACAGCAAAUACAGCGCGGCCGACAUGAAGGAUCCGGCCAAGCGGAAGAAGGCACGCAACCAGAUCCGUUGCAAGUUCGAGGAGCGACACAAGACCGGCAAGAACAAGUGGUUCUUCCAGAAGCUCCGUUUCUAAGCCUGCUACUCUUAACAAGACUAUCCGCGCGACAUACAACCGCUCUCGGGAGGAUGAGGUGCAGCUGGCGGCACACCGGGGUGGGCGGUUAUGAUAAGAAGUAGGGUGGUACGAAUUUAUACAUUCGAUCUGCGCGCGGUUUGUGAUUUCCGGCCGCCGACUGUUGUGCUGUGUGCGUGCGUGCAUUCCGUAUGUGCGUGUCCAUGUGGUGUGGCGUGUGUGUACUGUACGGCGGGGGUCGGGAGAAGUUCCGAGAUGUGCGAAGAGUUUGUGUAUUGUUGUGUUGCUACAACCCUGUGGUGGACGGAACAUCGAGGAGUUCGCCGCGGAUCCAUAUCCGUACGGGAUACGUGCAUCAACAUCAUCAGAGUGGCAGAUGGAAGAAAAGGGGACUGGACUGGCAACAACAACUUUUCCACCGGUUCCCGUUUGCUCCCUCCCGUCGGUCGGAGAGAUCAGCUUUUGUGCUUAGAUUCAAAAUAAAUUCGUGUUAACUACUUGGAAAAAGGAA
This is a messenger RNA of Anopheles stephensi (Asian malaria mosquito), 1210 nucleotides long. It is a transcript of the gene RpL27, whose product is annotated as 60S ribosomal protein L27. Bases 289 to 699 code for a protein of 136 amino acids. NCBI's taxonomy places the organism in Eukaryota, Metazoa, Arthropoda, Insecta, Diptera, Culicidae. Gene Ontology annotation, molecular function: structural constituent of ribosome. Gene Ontology annotation, cellular component: ribosome; cytosolic large ribosomal subunit. The transcript is spliced from 3 exons. Gene Ontology annotation, biological process: translation. The record is from RefSeq and is a predicted model, not a curated record.